This is a messenger RNA of Poecilia reticulata (guppy), 4799 nucleotides long. It is a transcript of the gene ankrd34a, whose product is annotated as ankyrin repeat domain 34A. The record is from RefSeq and is a predicted model, not a curated record. Gene Ontology annotation, molecular function: protein binding. Lineage: Eukaryota; Metazoa; Chordata; Actinopteri; Cyprinodontiformes; Poeciliidae.
GUCCCUCAGUCUGUCUCCAGUCUGUCCUCCUCUGCGGCUCCAGUCCAGCAGGGUGUGUGUCACUGUGGGAACCUUCUGCAGGAAUCCAGAUCUGGUUGCCAUAGAAACUGGGAUUCUACAAUAGCAACACUGUGUGUGUGUGUGUGUGUGUGUGUGUGUGUGUGUGUGUGUGUGUGUGUGUGUGUGUGUGUGUGUGUUCUGCAGUAUUUUAUUUUUAACUCCAGCAGCUCAGUGAUCAGGUUGACUCUCCAUCAGUCCGGCGGCUCCGGCGCUUUGUGACAUCACCAGGUGAUCCAUGACCUGCGUUGUCCAGGUGACCUCCAGGUCCUGAUUGGAUCCUGAUCCUCCUUCCAGCUGAUUGGAUCUGGACCAGAACUUUCCCUCCAGGGUUCCACAUCCCGGCUGAAAUCUGACUCCCAGAACCUCUGCUGGCGCUGCCGGCUCCAGGUUCUGGUUCUGGUUCUGGUUCUGCCACCGGACUCCUGGGUCCACAGCAGGUGUUUAACUCCUCAGUUCUUCAGGCUGCGUAUCAGAACCCGGGUCAGAACCAGAACUGGGUCCAGGAAGACCUGAGUCUGGCCCCACGCUGCUCUYUGCUUCACCUGGAGGUCCAGCUUCAAACGGGACAGACGAUCCGAUUGGUCGCGUGYCGGUGGUCAGGUGUUUCUGCUGCUGCCUGCGCCGCCCCCUGCUGGACGCAGAGGGAGCUGCAGCUGAAACUGCAGUUCUGAGUUCUGGUUCUGAAUGUUUCCGUGCCUGGACCAGAAGUCUUCGGCAGGCACCAGGAAGUGAGUGUUGCUAUGGAGACAGUAAGGCUGCUUCCUGAUCAGCUCAGAUCUGACUGAGCUCUAAGGGUUAAUUAGGGCUGGGAGGAAGAGGAGGAGGAAGAGGAGGAAGAGUCGCGCAGCGGCUCCGUCAGUCGGUCGGAACCAGCUGAGGAAGAGGAGGAAGCCGCUUCUUCAGCUGCGGUCAUGUGACUUCAGAGAGGAUGUCUAGUCUUGAGCGAGCUUCCAGUGGACGGCAGGUGUAGGAGAGGCAAAGGAUCAUGGGAGAUGGAGCGCCCUUGCAGACGGAGGGGAACGCUCUCCUCAAAGCUGUGUUCCAGGGAAAGCUGCGCCUAGCCCGGCUGCUGCUGGAGGGCGGAGCCUACAUCAAUGAAGGCAAUGAACGAGGAGAGACACCCAUCUCUGCCGCCUGCCUGGGGAGCUAUGACGACCCGCAGACCCGCCAGAGGAUGGUCCGCUACCUGCUGGAGAAAGGCGCUGACCCCAACAUCCCAGACAAGAGCGGCCGCACGGCGCUGAUGCAUGCCUGCGCCGAGCGGGCAGGGCGAGAGGUGGUGACCCUGCUGCUGGAGAACGGGGCAGACCCCAGCCUSAGAGACUAUGCCGGUGCCUCCGCCCUGGUCCACGCCAUCAACAGGGGAGACCGCGACACGCUGCAGGUGCUGCUGGAUGCCUGCAAGGCCAAGGGCAAGGAGGUGAUCAUUAUCACCACUGACACAUCUCCAUCGGGCACCAAGAAGACCAAGCAGUACCUGAACUCGCCACCCUCGCCUGGCAUCGUGGACAAAUUAUCCCCUGCUUGCAUGUCUCCUUCAGAAGUGGAGAUCGGCACUGCGUCACCUGCAGGGGACAGGACCAAUGGCAAGGAGGGCAUCUUCAGCUUCACGCUCACCUCGGCCUUACCACUGCCUUCGGCUCGGCCUCCAGGUGAGAAGCGGCCCCCCCCUCGGAAGCUUCUGAAGAGGCUGAACUCAGAGCCCUGGGGCCUGGUGGCACCCUCAGUGCUGAGUGGAGUUCCUCCAGACCGGCUGGACCCGGGUCUGGAGGAAGAGGGCAGUAGCGACCUGAGCAGAGCCACCGCCGAGAUGAACGGCCUAUCUAUCUCGGAGCCGGUCCAGAAUCGGCUGUCAAGACGACACAGCAUCGAGACGCACGACCCCUGCUCUCCCAAACCCAUCGACCGGUCCUGCUCUGAGGACUGCACUGGCCUCUCUGCCACGUCCUGGGCCGACAAGGUGCAGCAGCACCAGAUCCUGUACCGGAGAAACACCGCCCCUGAGCCCCAGGAGAACGCCGGGGGGCCCGGGGCUAUCCGGCUUCUGGUGCACCCUAAACUGAGCCGCAUGGAGCACUACGAGUCUGACACUCAUCUUUGUCCAGAGUCCAUCCCUGGAUCGCCGGACUCUGGKCGGGUGUCAGUGGAACGGCGACGGUAUAAUGCCUCCCCAUUGUCCCUGGUGACCAGCUCAUCCAGGGAGUCUCUUGAGAACAUCCCCAACUCGGUGUCACCCAUCACCGUGCGCCGUCGGCCCCCAGGUCUGCUGGAGCGCCGUGGGUCCGGGACGCUGCUGCUGGACCACAUCUCCCACACUAGACCCGGCUUCCUGCCUCCUCUCAACAUCAACCCCCACAGACCCAUUCCUGACAUUCGCGCCAAUGGAAAACCCACCUCCCCCGUUCACAGCGGACACAAGAUCCUGGUCCCCAUGGCCCCGAUAUCUCCCAAGCGGGGCCCCGAAUUCAAGAUGAAGAAGAAGUUGAUGAGGAGGCACUCCAUGCAGACAGAGCAGAUGAAGCAGCUCUCCACCUUCCAGGAGAUCCUGGCUGAGAAGGUGGUUGAGUCCAAUGGGGACUGAUGACAGGAGGSAACAAAGCAUGAUGGGUAGCUGCUGAGUCCUAGCUGACACCAGGUCCUGGUGACUGAGGUGAGCUUUGUUUGACACCAUCUGACUGGAUCAGUUCUGUUCACUGAGGUUUGGGCCGAAGUGACGGUUCUGAUCCAAUGGGAUGUUCCCUGCGGCUGUCAGAGUGGUACCAGUUUGGAGAAUCAGAACUUUUCCCCAUCUAAAACAUCAACUUGGAGGUGCGUUUGAUUCAGAGAUGGUCCUGUAUGACGACAUGKUGGUGCUGGGCACUCGACAACCAGGCGGAUCCUGAACCUCCAGGUGGGUCACAGGGAAGAGGAGGUUCUGAUUGGAGCCACACAGUGGCCCCUACAGGACCAGAACCUUUCAGACCAAACCCUCUAAGAUCCAGCCAGUGGCCAACCCUGGGUUCUGGUGGCAUCUCUGCUGAGGUGUGGGGUGAGAGGUAGGGAUGGUCCUCUAAAGACACACCACCCAAAGCAUGGAGAACUGAAUGAACCUCCUCUCAUCACUGUAUUCUGGAUCAGAACCGGUCCUGUAAUGUAACCGGGUCGAUUUCUCUGAUGUGGAUGAUCUUCAGGACCUCCCCUACCAGGAUCAGCGCCUGCGUGGCUGCAGGGAAGGUACUGAACUGCUCAGAACCAGAACUCUGGUCCAGGUUUUCUGCAGAUCUCAGCAAGAACCUGAGGAGUGUCUGAUGCAGGCGAGGUGAACCCUGACCCCUGAGGACCAGAGGCACUUCUGGCACAGAACCAAACUCUACAAGAACUUUUUCUUUAACAACCUCAAACCAAGACAGAGCAACUAAACCCCAAAAUCAACUUGAUUUUGCUGAUAAACUCUCUAUAACCGGUUCUUAAGAUUUCUGUCUUUAUUUUUAUGCAAACUUGUUUAAUUCUGCAUUAUUUCUGUCUAAAGCAGUCAGUGCUGCCCUCACUAGGUUGAAGGGUGGCUACUGCAGCUGAUUUUUCCUGUUGAUUCCAGCUUUACGUCACUCAGCUGACAUCACCCUCAUCCACACGUGGCUCCGCCCACUUUGGUGGUAUUUUCAUAAUUUGUCAGGGGGCGGGGCUUUGCUGUCUGUUAGUUACAUUUUAAAUUUGCCUGAAGGUGGCGCUUUUGUCCUGCUGAGCUUCACGAACUGAAUGAUGCUGAUGUGCAGACUGCCCCCUGGUGGUCACAGCAGCGACAGCAACAGGCCUGCAGGUUCAUGGAUCUGUCAGUUUUCAUCUGCAGCUCGGUAAAUUAAAACUAAAUCUCUUAUUUUAAUGAUUCAACUGAAAAAAUUUACUUAUUUUACAGACUUAUUCCAGAUUGAUAUCAAAUAAUCUAUGUUUGAAGUGUUUCAGUUAAUGUAGAUGUUCUGCUUUAGUUGAAACCUGAAAUUCAAGUUCUGAGAAAAUCAGAUCAGACCAAUAAAGAAAUAUUCUGAAAUGGAUGGAAAACUGAGUGGAAGGAAAAAGUGUGAGGACCAAAUCCUACGAGGUUUUAGAGACGUUUUCUGAUUGGCUGUCCCUGCAGGACUUGGUACCAGUUCUGAUCGCUGUGGUUCUGUAAAUGUUUGGUGCAACUGAUUCUCCUCCAUGUUCUCUGAAGAGGAACAUGGAGGAUGAGGGACAGGAAGCUGCUCUUCCUCACUCCUCCAAUCUCUGGAGGACAACCUGAUGCACCGAGGUUCUGAUGAACAGAACCCGGUUCUUCCACAYCAACGAUUAGAAAAUAAAACGCUGAUUUCUGGGUCGGGUCAGAAACUUGCUGAGACACAAACCGUGAAACUAAAGACGUUUAUUGGAGAUUAAAAUAUUCCUUUAGACAGGAAGUGACAUCAUAGUUACAAAUCACCACUCAAAAACAGUCAUCACUUAAGUGACCAAUGAAAUCUGCUCAACUGAACUAAGCUCCGCCCACACACGAUUCUGCAGGAACUGGAUCAGAUUUUCAAAAUAAAGCUUCAGCUCGCAUCCGGUGUUGGCGUCUAGUAGCUUACACAGAUAGGCACGUAAGAGGAGAUGGCUCACUCUGAUCAUAAAGUCCUCAGAUGCACCAGUGGAUAAAGUGCAAAGAUCAGUGAAAGCGGGAUGUAUUACUAUGGAUCAAAAUAAUAUAGUGUGAUCUAAAAUAAAGAUAUGCGUUUGGGCAGAUGACUUAC